Molecule: messenger RNA, 945 nt
Organism: Rhodofomes roseus
Lineage: Eukaryota; Fungi; Basidiomycota; Agaricomycetes; Polyporales; Fomitopsidaceae
Exons: 5
Coding region: 70-867 (265 amino acids)
Molecular function (GO): oxidoreductase activity
Source: RefSeq, a predicted model, not a curated record
AGGGUUCGACCCAACCGAACCUCCCGUCUACACAACGCCUCCCGCAUCCCCAGCCCGAACACAAUCAACAUGCGCACUUACCUCGUCGUCGGCGCGAGCAGAGGCAUCGGCCUCGCCCUCGUCGCCGAACUGCUCAAGGACCCGACUACCUUCGUCUUCGCCACCGCACGCGCCCCCAACAGAGCACCGGGCCUGCACGCCCUCGCGUCCCCGCGCCUCUCCAUUCUCGAGCUCGACGUCACCGACGGUACAAGCGUCGAGCGCGCCGCGUCUGCCGCAGCGGCGCUCCUCCCUGCGGGCAGCGGGCUGGACUGUCUGAUCCACAACGCGGCGAUAUCGCUGCACGAGCCUGUCACGCCGUUCGAACAAGUAGACCUCGCCGUCUUCCAAGAAGAAUUUCUCACCAACACCGUCGCGCCCCUCCACGUCGUGCGCGCCUUCCUGCCCCUCCUCCGCCUCCCGCCUCCUCCCUCAUCUGCCUCCUCCAGCCCAGCCUCGGACACUUCGAACCGCCAGGCAACGAAGAUCGUGUUCGUUUCGUCCGAGCUAGGCUCGCUCGGAAGGGCUCCCAUGAUGGCAGACCUGGGCGGGACGUACUCCGUGUGCAAGGCCGGGCUGGGCAUGCUAGCGCGCAAGUGGGGCACGACGCUCAAAGAAGAGGGCAUCUGCACCCUGAUCCUGCACCCAGGUUGGGUCGACACGGGCAUGGGCAACAGCGUCAACGCAUGGAUGUCCAAACACCAGCCCGGGCGCUCCAAGAUGAGUGCCGCCGAAAGUGCGGCGCGGUGUCUGAGGGUGAUCGAGGACGCGAGGAUCGAGGAUGCUGUGGCGUUCUAUGCGUACGACGGCUCGCGGCUGCCUUGGUGACUGUUCCUGCGGCACCACGCAUUGUCUGUCUCACCGACGCGAUUUUAAGACUUGCAAUAUAUCUAUCAGGGAAUGAAC